This is a messenger RNA of Cokeromyces recurvatus, 601 nucleotides long. Its product is annotated as nucleoside diphosphate kinase. Gene Ontology annotation, biological process: CTP biosynthetic process; GTP biosynthetic process; UTP biosynthetic process. The transcript has 3 exons. The record is from RefSeq and is a predicted model, not a curated record. NCBI's taxonomy places the organism in Eukaryota, Fungi, Mucoromycota, Mucoromycetes, Mucorales, Mucoraceae. Gene Ontology annotation, molecular function: nucleoside diphosphate kinase activity. The coding region runs from base 42 to 497 and encodes 151 amino acids.
UUUUCUUUCUGUUUUUUUUUUUUUUUUUAUUCAAUCUAUAAAUGACCUCCAAUUUACGACAAUUGUUGAAGACAAAUUCACAAAUAACUCUAGCAUUACUUAAGCCUGAUAUAUGCGCUAAUCCCGCCUUAGUGCCGAAAAUUCGACAAGCCAUUUUGACAAAAAAUCUCAACAUUGUUCAAGAGCGUUCAGUAAUUUGGAGCCUGUCUGAUGCUCAGCGAUUUUAUGCAGAGCAUCAGCACAAGUUUUUUUAUGAAAGAUUGUGUGGUUAUAUGACAAGUGGGCCUUUUAUAGCUAUGAUUUUAGCUUCACCGACAGCUAUUCGAGAUUGGCGAGCUCUCAUUGGGCCCACUCAUCCUGUGAGGGCAAGAAUUCACCAACCAGAUACGCUUAGAGCACUUUAUGGAUUAACCGAUACAAGAAAUUCAUUUCACGGUUCAGAUUCUGACAAAUCAGCAGAAAAAGAGAUUCAAUUCUUUUUCCCAGAAGCAUUCUAAUUUUUAUCAAUCUAUAUACAUAUAUAAAAAAAGAGAGAGAGAGAGAAAGGGGAGAGUUAAUGAUUUAAUUCUUUUCGUAUAUUUAAAUAUAAUACGUAUUUACG